Messenger RNA from Mercurialis annua (annual mercury), 1131 nucleotides. RefSeq lists its product as uncharacterized. NCBI's taxonomy places the organism in Eukaryota, Viridiplantae, Streptophyta, Magnoliopsida, Malpighiales, Euphorbiaceae. The transcript has 2 exons. Gene Ontology annotation, molecular function: nucleic acid binding; RNA-DNA hybrid ribonuclease activity. The coding region runs from base 1 to 1131 and encodes 376 amino acids. The record is from RefSeq and is a predicted model, not a curated record.
AUGAGACCGAUUGGGGCCUUAUCGCUGUCGGAUGAUUGCAUGGUUAGUACGUUCAUUGAUGAAGCGAAUGGGUGUUGGGAUGUGGAGAAGGUCCGGCGUACAUUUUCUGAAAACGAUGCCCAUAAUAUCUUGCAGCUCCCAAUAAGUAACCGUUUGCCACCGGACAAGCUAUACUGGCCACAUGACAAGAAGGGUAUGUUCACAGUCAGGUCAUCGUACUAUGUAGCGGAUAAAAUGCUCAGACGUGAUGUAGCGGGGCCGUCUAAUAUUCAGGGUAGUUCAGACUACUGGAAUAAAAUUUGGAGCUUGCUCCAAAGAUGUAAAACCGAAGAGGAGACAACACUGCACUGCCUGAAAGAAUGCGAAGUGGUGAGAGGGCUUUGGUUGGUUUCUCCCUUAAAUCUGCGAACGGUUGGUAUUCGGUGUGAUUCUAUCCCGGAUUGGAUUGCUACCAUGAGUAGCUCUUUGAAACAGGAGGAACUUCAACUGUUUGUCAUGUCGUUAUGGGUUAUCUGGACGGAUAGAAAUAACAUCGUCUUUGAGAAUCAUCGCUCCCCCACGCCAUUUUUAUUUAAUGGUAUUCAAUCGAUGAUUGCAACUGGGAACGCUUUGAAGAAUAGGGAGGUACCAAUAGAGAGUUGCGGACAGGUCUGGAUUCCUCCUCCACCAUUAUGGUGUAAGAUUAAUUCAGAUGUUGCAGUGUCGGCUGAGAAGAAACUCUCGAUUCUUAGCGCGGUUUGCAGAGAUUCAAGUGGUAUCGUUAUUCGCAGCGGGGUGUCUGUUUUAAAUGGCUGUGUUAAUGCGGAAGUUGCAGAGAUUAAAGCUGUCUCCUUCGGUCUCCAGAUAGCUAGUGAUUUGCAGAUUGAUAAAAUAGUCUGUGAAAUGGACGCAUUAAACGUAGCAAAUAGGCUUCAGAGUCCAGGCGAGGCAGAUGAUUAUUUGCAGGUCAUGGUAGAGGACUGCAGGGCUGCAUGCAUGGGGCGUGAAGUUAGGUUUCAAUAUGUGAAACGAUCCUGUAACCAAGUGGCUCAUGCUUUAGCCAAAUGGGGUAUUUUCUUUGGUAGAGAUUGCGUUAUUGAUGGCAAUGUGCCGUAUCCGGUUAAUGAACUUGUAACCGUGUUUAAUCAUUAA